Molecule: messenger RNA, 1951 nt
Organism: Labrus bergylta (ballan wrasse)
Lineage: Eukaryota; Metazoa; Chordata; Actinopteri; Labriformes; Labridae
Gene: fezf2
Product: FEZ family zinc finger 2
Biological process (GO): regulation of transcription by RNA polymerase II
Cellular component (GO): nucleoplasm
Molecular function (GO): DNA-binding transcription repressor activity, RNA polymerase II-specific; RNA polymerase II cis-regulatory region sequence-specific DNA binding
Source: RefSeq, a predicted model, not a curated record
GCAAGGUGCUUAUUAAACUGAUGUGUCCUCCUGUCUGCGGUGCCGGGAGCUCAGCAGAGUGAAAGGACGCGGGGCAGCUGCAGGAGCGGAUUCGGACUCAAAAGCACCGGGACUUUUCUCACGCCAAGUUUUCUGCUCUGCUGUAAACAAAACAACAACAAAAAAGAGGAACAACAAAAUGGCAAGUUCUGCCUCUGUGGAGACCGUGAUGUCUUGCGGGAGGACCGGACCCUCCGCGGCUCCAAAGACCCUGGCCUUCUCCAUAGACCGGAUCAUGUCCAAGAGCUCGGAGCCGAAGGGGAGCGCGGAGGAGCGGGCGGAGGGGAAGAAGCUGCUCGGGCUCUGCUCCCCGAUCCCCUGCAUGAUCCCGCUGCAGCCCUUCAGCUACGACCUGCAAGCCAAGGCGCUGAUGAACUACUCGGAGUUGUGGAGAGCCAGUUUCAGGGGCACUUUUUGCGGUUCCGCGGCCGCUCCGUGCAAAGGGAACUGCGGCAUGUGCGGCAAAGUGGAGUCGGGUUUGAAGCAGCCGCUGCUGAGUUCGGGGAGCAGGGUGGUGAAGCCGCAGGUGAUCCACCAGGCCGUGGCCGUGCCAAGCGCCGGCUCGCUCUACUACCUGAACUACCUGGACUCUGCGUACCAGCAGUCGGAGCUGCUGGCCGGACACUGGUUCUCCAGCUCGCAGGCGCAGGCCUCGCUGUCCGCGCAUCACAGACUCUUGCUGCUGGAGAACGCCAAGCUGGCCGGUGUGGGGAGCGAGAAGCUACCCACUCCGCAGUACCCGCACAAGGAACAUCUGCCCGGGCAGCUGGACCAGAUCGUGAAGGAGAACCACGGCCUGAGCGCGGAGAAGAACGGCGUCAAGACGCACAGCAAACUGAGCAGCAGCCCCGCGGACGGAAAACCAAAAAACUUUACGUGUGAAGUCUGUGGAAAGGUUUUUAACGCGCAUUACAAUCUGACCAGACACAUGCCGGUGCACACCGGGGCUCGGCCCUUCGUCUGCAAAGUGUGCGGGAAAGGAUUCCGUCAGGCCAGCACGCUGUGCAGACACAAGAUCAUCCACACGCAGGAAAAGCCUCAUAAAUGCAACCAGUGCGGGAAGGCGUUCAACAGAAGCUCCACGCUCAACACUCACGUACGGAUCCACGCCGGGUACAAACCUUUCGUCUGCGAGUUUUGCGGGAAAGGUUUCCACCAGAAAGGAAACUACAAGAACCACAAGUUGACGCACAGCGGGGAGAAGCAGUACAAGUGCUCCAUCUGCAACAAGGCCUUCCACCAGGUCUACAACCUGACCUUCCACAUGCACACGCACAACGACAAGAAGCCCUUCACCUGCGCCACCUGCGGCAAGGGCUUCUGCCGCAACUUUGACCUGAAGAAGCACAUCAGGAAGCUGCACGACAACAACGUGUUCAGCGCGGCCAAAGAGGCCUCCAGAGAGCUGCAGAGCUGAGGGUCACUGCUGCUGCUAAUGUCCCAGAAUGCAUUUCAUUUAUUCCACCUGCAGGCUAAAGGAGGCCACAAAAAAAAACAAAAAAAAAAACAGACUGGCCCACGGCCCGCUUUUUGUAGCCUGGAUGGACAAGUGUUUUAAAAGCCUAGCACAGGUGGAAUAUUCUGGUAAUAUGUGUCCCAGCAUGCACCUCUGCAGGGGGUCACAGAGCGGACCAGAAGACUACAACAACACGUACACUUAACGCACACUAUAGGAAUAUAAAAGGGGAUUGUUCUCUUCCUGCACAGUCACAAGCAUCACACAGGGGGAGGCGCCGUCCGUCUCCACGAUGGACGUGUAAAUAAUAGGCUAUGGAAAUAAAAGAAUGUUAUUUAAAAUGUGAAUCAUCGCCAUGUUGUGUAUCUCACAGACAAAAAUGUUAAUGUGAAUAAGUUAUAACUUAUAAUGAAAAAUGAAUGUUCGAGCCAUGUCGUUUUCUUUUUUGUUUUUGUU